Molecule: messenger RNA, 2670 nt
Organism: Penicillium chermesinum
Lineage: Eukaryota; Fungi; Ascomycota; Eurotiomycetes; Eurotiales; Aspergillaceae
Product: MKT1 family protein
Exons: 6
Coding region: 1-2670 (889 amino acids)
Biological process (GO): DNA recombination; mismatch repair; DNA double-strand break processing
Cellular component (GO): nucleus
Molecular function (GO): 5'-3' DNA exonuclease activity; 5'-flap endonuclease activity
Source: RefSeq, a predicted model, not a curated record
AUGGGAGGCAAGACCGAAGGUGAAAGUGAGGUGGUCUCCAGAAGAAAUGAAAAGGGGUCGUAUGUUUUUCUUUGGCUGCCAUUAGGAAAACAAACGAGCGUCACUCCGCUUUCCCCCUCGUCAGUUCGCAAACCUCCAGCUCCCGCGACAUUCGCCCCCCUCCUCGCUCUCCAUCUCCCAGCGCUGUUUCUUUGGGGCCUCAAUGCUCGGCAAUUAGCCGCGCUUCUUGUCCAUCAGCUCCAGAAUCAUGCCAAGUAUUUAUUCGCCGUCUCUCACUUUGUCUCCCCCUGCCCGAUCGCUAACCGCCAGCUUCUAGUCCGUCCGCUCGAUGAAUGGGUCGCGACCCGCAACAGCCAGUCGGUCCAAUCCCUCCCCCUCUCGGCCCUGAAAGGCGCAGUGAUCGGAAUCGAUGCCUCGCACUAUAUCCACCAACACCUGGUGAACCAGUCGACCCGCGAAGCUCUGCUGGGUGCCUUAGGUGGCUUCCCGUUUGCCCUGAGGACCAACAUCGAAAAGGAGCUCCAGGCCUUCAAAUCCCUCGGCGUCGGAUUGGUCUUCGUAUUCAACGGCCUCGAUUUCGGAAGGAAGGACCAGCGCAGUAACUCAACAACCCCCGCGUCGCCGCGCUCUUUCGAACAAGCAUGGGACCUCUAUGACCAGCAACAAGCCGACCAGGUUGUGGAUGCUUUCAGCAAUGCCGGUAUGGUCUAUUUCUUUCCACCUGGAUCUCCAUCUAUUUCACCUAUUUCACCUGUCUCUGGAACUUCUUUUGUGCCCGCGAUCCCUUUCUGGAUAGGACAAUCUCCGACGAGCCUAGAGAGUCCAGCUUUUUCAAUCUUUCCAACAGGGCCAGAAGCCGCUGACCAGCCUCAAACUUCAGGAACACCACCGCCGGAAACCCUCUACAGAUUCCUCCAGCGGAUUCUCCUCCAGAACGGCAUCCCUUUCAUGGUUGCUCCCUACAGUGCAGCAGCACAGCUCGCUUAUCUCGGCCGUGGAACAAACCCCGUGGUCGAUGCCAUCUACGGACCCUCCGAGCUUUUCCUCUUCGAUGUCGAGAAACUCGUCAUUCGCAUCGAAACCGAUCCGGCCCAGUUUACCUGGCUCACAAAACAGACCCUCCAGGAAGAGCUGGGACGCUUGUCGAACGAACAGUUUGUGGAAUUCCUUCUUCUCCUGGGAUCCCCGUUCUUACGUUCUUGCCCUUUAUUUGAGACUCCUGGAUUUCCAGGAAAGACUCCUAAUGUCCGAGACGCGCUUCCUAUGUAUAACUCAGCAGGGCGGAACGCCUUGACACUUUGCGCCCAGUAUGAGGAAGACCGCCGUAUGCAGGAGUUCCAAUAUACGGACCUUUACAAGCGUGCAUAUAUGAAUGUGAAGCACCAUGUCUACAUGGAUGUUGACGGCCGUGUGGCGCUCAUGGAGCCAGAGACCGCGUCAUCUGAUAUGCACGAAAUCAUCGGUCAACGACUUCCAGAGGAGCUUUAUUUCUACCUAUCCAAGGGUAUUUUAGGCCCAGAUAUCCCCAACUUCUUGACGUCAGGUGAGGUGCGAAUCUCACUGCCGCUAGGCGCGGAAGACACCGAGGUUUACCGCCAGCUUGUGGGAGACACUCUCACUCCAAUCCGGAUACAGUCAAUUUCUCUCUUGACCAACUCACUUCAUCGGUUUUACCAGGUCAAGGAAAUCACCGUUCGCCCCUGGUUUGACGAAAAUUCAGACCGUAAGACGAACCUGAAGAGUAUCCCAUCCGUCAAGGAGACUAUUCAAGGAUGGAAAGUCAAGAACGAGAGUCUCCCAGAAAGCAUCCAAAAGCUCCAAGCCCCUCGAGGAACCCUCAAAUUUGCCGUACAAAGUUUGAAUGAUCCAGACUUUGUCGCCACGUCAUCGGCUAAGCAGGAGAACCCUGUCCUGUCUUCUCAAGACGAGAUAUUGUCAAAUGUGCUGUGGCGCUUCUUGCAACUGCGUGGAUACGUUGACGCAAAGCACAACCUCACCGUCUGGGGCAAGGCUCUGUCACACGCACUUGCAGAUGUGACCCCAUCGGACAACCUGGAGGAAGCUAUCUUCAUCGCCAUCGAGAUGCUUCGCUUCGACCUUCUUAAUACCCAGAACUGGUUUUCUUCAGUAUCCGGUGGCCCCAUGCGAGGGUCAGAUGAGGACAAGACUUUCAACAUGCUCGUUUCCCGGGUCGCUUGUAUCGGCAAGCUGCAGCACAAGAAUAUUGGCUACUCGGGCCCGCUGAGCCGCCAGCUUCUAUGCUACCGGUCUUUGAUCUCCGAGGUGCGCUCUGCACUGAGGAAUCUGGUCGAAGUGGUAUUAGCGAGUCUGCUUCUUAGUGGCGAGGCAGACCGGGACCGCAAUGACUGGUCGGAACUGGGACUGAAGCUGCCUUUUAUUGAUGAUAAUGACUGUGGUCUGGGUAUUGCUGUCCGCACUUACCUGGACGAUCUUCCCCUGCAAGCAAACCCCACUUCGCCGGAGGCUCGCGCCGAGGUCAAGUCAAAGGGCAAGGAGUGGUUCCAGCACAGCGAAAGCUUCACCGGCAAUUUGGACCUCGCAUUCAAGCUCUGGGAUUCUGUCUACAAGGGCACCCAGCAUGCAGGCAAGGAAAUCAAGGACGCGAAGUUGUGGGACGAUGCGAACAAGUGGCUCUCGGAGCGACGAUAG